This is a messenger RNA of Aspergillus welwitschiae, 618 nucleotides long. RefSeq lists its product as uncharacterized. The transcript has a single exon. The record is from RefSeq and is a predicted model, not a curated record. Lineage: Eukaryota; Fungi; Ascomycota; Eurotiomycetes; Eurotiales; Aspergillaceae. Bases 193 to 372 code for a protein of 59 amino acids.
GUCGGCAUAUCCAGUUCCAAGCUCUUCCAAGCCCUUUUCAGCUUGCUGAAGAGCUUCCAUUCGCGGUUCCGUCGUCCAUCAUCUUCGCCGGGUAAGACCCGAGAGGAAGACUGGUCCGAGUCGACCUGAGCUGCCAUCGUGAAAUGUACACCUACCCACGACAAAGUUCCUCUCGCUCGAUCUCACCCCUUAAUGUCAGAUAGGAUCGAUCCAAAAAUCCGGGGCUCGAGCCGGCCCCUCAUCCACGGCCUCACUUCCCCAGACCACGUGAUCCGAUCGGCGACGCCAAAUGCAACUCGGCUAAACUCUCGCAGAGUGCAGGUUGAACGCCUAUUGGACUGGGCGAGGGGGAGGAAGCAGAUAGUUGCGUAAGCUGGAAUAUCUCCGGCAACGAUUUGUGUGGCAGCGGGGGAUUUUCGCUUCGCUCUUGCUUCGGCAAAGGAAGAAAAGAGUCAAGAGAGGGAGAAGUUUAAACUUCGCGACAGUCGAAAUAGUGGCGAUCGGCCGCCGACUUUCCCAAGUGGAUCCUUGGGCCGUCUGCCAAGAGCACAACCAGUUUUUACACCGAGUCGGUGAUUUGCUGCAUUCUGUUUACCGAUAAGCUAAGUGUGCUCGUUG